AUGGCGAACUCCUCUGGUUGGCUGGAAGCCACCAACGUCUCGCUCCACGCCGACCUGGAGCCGUGUGUCCCCUGGAGGAGCCAGGGCUGGCGGGUGGCCCUGUACACGCUCAUCGUGGCCGGCAUCGUCUGCACCGUGGUGGGCAACUUCCUGGUGGUGCUGGCCAUCGCCUACUUCAAGCAGCUGCAGUCGCCCACCAACUCCUUCGUGAUGUCGCUGGCGGUGGCCGACUUCCUGGUGGGCCUGAUCGUCAUGCCCUACAGCAUGGUGCGUACCGUGGAGGGCUGCUGGUACUUCGGCCCCACCUUCUGCGAGGUCCACUCCAGCCUGGACGUCAUGCUCUGCACCGCCUCCAUCUUCCACCUCAGCUGCAUCGCCUUCGACCGCUACUACGCCGUCUGCAACCCCCUGGUGUACGCCUUCAAGAUGUCCAAGGGCAGGGUGACCCUCCUCAUCAUCGUCUGCUGGGUGGUUCCCCUGCUGAUCUCCUUCGGACCCAUAAUGCUCGGGCUGCACAAGGCCGGCGUCGACGUGCCGCUGCCUGACGACGCGUGCUUCUUCCUGGUCAACCAGGUCUACGCCGUCAUGGCCUCCCUGGUGGCCUUCUACCUGCCCAUGGCCACCAUGCUGGUGGCCUACUGGAAAAUCUACAAGGCGGCCAAGCGGCAGGCCAUGCAGAUCAAUGCCAUGGAGAGCCAGAUGACGGCGCAGGGCGCCGAGGCGGGGAAGAAGCAGCGGCAGAGCACCAUGAGGCGGGAGAGGAAGGCGGCCAAGACCCUGGGCAUCAUAAUGGGCGUCUUUCUGCUGUUCUGGCUGCCUUUUUUCACCACCAACAUCAUCGACCCGUUCAUCCAGUACCGGACGGCUGCCGUGGUGUGGGACAUCUUCCUCUGGCUGGGCUACGUCAACUCCUCCCUCAACCCCUUCCUCUACGGCUUCUUCAACCGCUCCUUCCGGAGGGCCUUUCUCAUGAUUAUGGGGUGCAGGCUGUGCCUGCCGGGGUCCCCCCCAAGCGUCGACCUGUCCCUCACCAAGAGGGACGCCCAUGACCGAACAGAAAAGCAAUAG
Messenger RNA from Megalops cyprinoides (Indo-Pacific tarpon), 1068 nucleotides. Its product is annotated as trace amine-associated receptor 1. Gene Ontology annotation, cellular component: plasma membrane. Gene Ontology annotation, molecular function: G protein-coupled serotonin receptor activity. NCBI's taxonomy places the organism in Eukaryota, Metazoa, Chordata, Actinopteri, Elopiformes, Megalopidae. The record is from RefSeq and is a predicted model, not a curated record. The transcript has a single exon. The coding region runs from base 1 to 1068 and encodes 355 amino acids. Gene Ontology annotation, biological process: adenylate cyclase-activating adrenergic receptor signaling pathway; chemical synaptic transmission; regulation of appetite.